AUAUUGUGUACCUUUUCUGUUACAUUUUUAAUUAUAUUUUUGUAUUUUUUGACUUUUUCAUUUUUGUACCAUAUUUGUAUGAUUUUUAAAUUUUUAACUAUUUUUACUUUUUAUGUAACUUACGAUUUUUUUUAUUAUUUUGAGUUUUUUUUUUAAAUUUUCAAUGAUAUAUUAAAAAUUAAAUCACAGAAAUUUAUAAGUUUUACUACCUCCGUCCCAUAAAAUUCUUCCCACUUUGACUUGGCACGGAGAUUAAGAAAGUGGAAUAAAGUGGAAAUGUAUGGUUGUGAUUGUGUAAGAAAAAAGUGAAAUGAAUGUGAACCACACAAAUUAUCCAAAAAUGGAAAGUGUGAAUUUUUGUUUGGGACGACCCAAAAAGGAAAGUGGGAAGAAUUUUAUUGGACGGAGGGAGUUUUUUUUUUGCAAUUUUACAACAUUUUACACUAUUUUAAACGUUUUUCAUUUUUAUUUUAAUUUAUGAUAAGCUUAAUUUACAUUUUUAUAAUUUGUUUUAUAAUUAUCGAAUUCAUAAUACGGAGUAUCUAACUUACAUUUUUUCUAUUUUUCAACUUUUAUUACAUUUGUUUUUUAAUUUUAUAUUUUCACUUUGUGUUUUUAAAAAUUAUUUAACACCUUUUGGGUUUUCCAUGAAUUCUUACCUUUUUUAUUUAAAAACAAAGAUGGAGUGGUUGGUGAAGUUUGUACAUUAAUAAAUUUGUAUUAAUGUAAAUUUCCAAUAUAUUAAUUUUUUUUAAUGUUUACUAAUACGUAAAUAAAUAUAAUUACAAUUAAAGUUGCACGUUGUCAAACGUGAAAGUCAAACUAUUGAAACUUUUAUGUAACGGAGGAUAGUAAGAAGACUCUAGUAAAGUGGACUGAUGUUUUUAGUCCGUUACCUCCGUAUAGUCAAUUUGUGAAAAUGAUGUAUUAGUAAGUUUAUUUUUGAAAAAAAAUGAAGGGUGACAAAAAUGAUAUUAUUUUCAAUUUUUAGUCUAUGUUUGAAAAAAUUCCAAAAUAUAUAGAGCCAAACUCACGAUCUCCAGAUUAUGGGCUUGAAUAUGUGCUCCGCAGAUAACAUAUUGUUGUACACUUUUAGUUAUUCGCUUGUAUCUACUACGUACUCCGUAUUAAAUUAGCCUUCAUAUAAUUGGGUCCAUGAGCAGCCCAUAUUAGCGGACCAACCAACUAUUUUUCUAUAUAUACUUAACCUAACACUAUUCAUCUUCAAUCUUUGCUAUUUUCCAUUUUGUUUCUAGAGAUUUGAGUAACAAUCAAGUCCUAUCCUUCCAAAACUAUACAGAAAUCCAUCACAAUUACAAAAAAUUAGCAAAAAAGGUUGUAAAAAAUUCGAAAAAAGAAGGAAAAAUCAGCCAUUUACGUUGGUGUCGUCUCCGCCAAACUGGUGUUCGCCUCUGUUCCUAAUUACCUCUCCGCCGCCAACUGCUCCGCCUCCGCCGUCACGGAACCGCCCACCUCGAUUCUGGUAGAUCACUCCGCCACAGAUAGCUCAACGGUCUGGUCUCACUUCCAGCGGUGCAUCAGCCUAAGGGUAAUAGAAUUAUUAUAGGCUUAGUAUUGUACUUUACAUUAAACUCUCUCUAAUAUAAAUAUAUCUGCCAGGGCUCCUCAGGGAGUAACCUUUUCCAUUAUUUCACAUGGUAUCAGAGCAUUAAUUUUUCCUCUCUCUCUUCCCUAACCCUAAUUUUUUUUUCCGCUACACGGCUUCCGCAGCCCCUCAGCAAAGCGCCGCCGCAGGCCGCAUCUCCGCCGCCGCAGGAUGCAUCUCCGCCGGAUCCAUGGAAUUCUCCACUGUGGCUCCAACUUCUUCGACCAUGGCGCCGGUCACAUCAGCCGCCACCGACGCAGCCUUAGUCAUCACCAGCGCCGCCACUCCUCUGACCGCGCCGCCGCAGGUGACUCCCUCGCCAGCCUCUUCUUCCUUCAUCGCUGACAUUCCCGGUGCCUACUCACUGUUUCAGACUCUUCAUCCGGGAAUUCCGUGGCAGCCACCUGCCAUGCCAGCGGCCCCAGGCCUCUACACGCCACCCAUCUCGGCUGGAUCAUCGUUUGCCGGUCCCACUUUUGUUGGCUCACCUGGUGUCUCCUCUGUCAUCCCUCCCUCUCGCACACCAGCAGUCAUCCCGACUGGCUCACUCCUCACAGAUCUCGCCCAGAGUAUCUCACAUGUGGCAACUAAUGUCACAAAUAUUGUAACUACCAAAUUAUUAGCGGUGGAAGACUACACUACCUGGCGUACACAGUUCGAAUCGUUUUUGGUGUCCCAAGCUCUCCUUGGCGUGGUUGAUGGAUCCAUUCAGGUACCCCCUGCUUAUUCCAUAGAUGCUCUUAACCGUCAAACUCACAAUCCCGAAUUUUCUACUUGGUUAAGAAUUGAUCAAGCCAUCCGUUCAUGGUUAUUUGCAACCCUAUCUAGGGAUGUUCUUAUCGAUGUACGUGAUUUAAAACAUUCAUAUGAAAUUUGGGAGCGGUUGGAGUCUCGGUUUAUGUCUGCUAGUUUAGCGAGAUCUAUGGAAUUAAAGCGUUUAUUUAAUCAAAUUAAAAAGAAACCUGAUCAGUCCAUGGAUAAUUAUUUGCGAGAAAUUAAAACAUUAGCUGAUGAUCUUGCCACAAUCAAUUGCCCUGUGCCUCAGCGUGAAAUUUUAAAAACUACUAUUAUGGGUCUAGGACCCGAGUAUGAAUCUUUAUACACUGCUGUGUCCUUAUUUGGACAAAAUUUCCCGUUUGAGACUCUCCGUAAUCAUCUUCUUGAGUUAGAGCAGCGGGUCCUUUAUCUCCGCUCCCAGGAAUCCCAGUCCAUUCAUCAGGCGUUUGGCGCGGCUGUUUCAUAUCCCAGGCAGUCGUCUGGGCAGCAGCCAACCCAGCAGAAUUCAAGAUCCACUCACCCGGUCGGGCAGCAGACUUACCCGGUCGGGCAGGCUCGGCAGAACGGCGCUCCACAGCGUGGGCGAGGACGUGGGCGCGGCAGAGGCCGCGGAGGCAGGGGGCGUGGCCGAGGACAGCAGCAGCAGGCAUAUUGGUUUCCCCAGGGGCAUCCAGUUUAUUACCCCGGAGGGGGUGGGCAGUCGAGUACUCCUGCAGGGGGUGUGACAUCUACGGGCUUGCCAUCAGAUGGAGGUAUUCUCGGAUCUGUUCCCCAUCCCGUUGUCUGUCAAAUUUGUUUUUCUACAGGUCAUUCUGCCAUUAACUGUCCUUCUCGUUUUACACAACCGACGUCUCCUGCUCUGUUGACUACUCCCGGUGACACUACUCCUGCUCUAUGGUUUCCUGAUUCAGGAGCUUCUGCUCAUAUGACUGCAUCUGAAGGUAAUUUAGUUAAUAAAUCUCCCUACACCUGCUAUAAUUCUGUUAGUGUUGCCAAUGGUGCCCAUCUUCCCAUAUGUAAUAUUGGUGAUGUUGCUUUACCUACAUCUGGUCGUCCUCUCACUUUAAAAUCCGUUUAUCAUGUGUCUCAGUUAAAAUAUAAUUUAAUUUCCAUUAAAAGGCUCUGUGCUGAUAAUAAUUGUACUGUAAUUUUUGAUAAAAAUUCUUUCUUGGUUAAGGACAAAGCAACGGGGGCAAUACUUCUGCGAGCAACUAGUAGUGGACCACUUUAUCCUCUCCAUCUGCCGUUUGCAUCACCAUUAGUUUUUGCUUCCGUUUUAGCUUCUGGCCCUGUGUGGCACCGUAGAUUAGGUCACUGUGGUGAUAGUACUUUACAGUUUCUUAAGAGAAAACAAUUUUUAUGUAGUCAUACUCCCUUUACUCAUGAGUGUGUGGCCUAUCGUUUAGGAAAAUCACAACGUUUACCUUUUAUGGAUGCUAGUCAUAAUUCUAUUUUUCCUUUGGAAAUUAUUCAUUCUGAUGUGUGGCAGUCACCUGUGUAUUCAAAUUUGGGAUUCAAGUAUUAUGUAUGUUUCAUUGAUGAUUUUUCUCGUUAUACUUGGAUAUAUCCCAUGUGUCACAAAAAUGAAGUUUUCAUGCACUUUAAAAAUUUUAAAGCUUUGGUUGAAAAUCUUUUUAAUCGGAAAAUUAAAAUUUUUCAAAGUGAUGGGGGAGGUGAAUUUGUUAAUAAUAAUAUGCAGCAAUUUUUCUCUGCUAAUGGCAUUUACUUUAGAAAAUCUUGCCCUGACACACCUCAACAAAAUGAGGUUGCUGAGCGCAAGCAUCGUCAUUUACUUGAGUUAACUAGGACCAUGCUUCUUGAAGCUUCGGUUCCGAGUCACUAUUGGGUCGAUGCCAUAUUUACUGCUGCAUAUAUUAUUAAUAGAUUACCCUCUCCAACCUUAAAUGGUCUUACUCCGUAUCAAAAACUGUUUAACCGAGUUCCAGAUUACUCCUUUAUGCGAGUAUUUGGUUCUGCCUGUUAUCCAAAUUUUAAUGCCACCUCAGCCAAUAAAUUAUCACCUUGUUCAGUUCAGUGUGUUUUCCUUGGCUAUGCAUCCGGUUAUAAAGGCUAUCGUUGUUUGGAUCCUUUCACAGGUCGAGUCUAUGUUAGCCGUCAUGUUAGGUUUCAUGAGGAUACAUAUCCUUUUAAAACUCUCUCGUCUGCUCCAUCCAGGUCUAUUUCUACUACACCAUCUCCUAUGCAUCUCACCGAUAUCACUCUUGAUCCACCACUCCAGUCUGUUCCCACAAUUACGGCCGCACCAGCACCAACCCCAUCAUCGCCACCUCGGUCACCAAGUAUUCCUAUCACUCCGUGUGUACCGUCGCCCCAACAAUCCUAUCCCACGGCCACAACCAGCCCCCCACCAUCCCAUCUCUCCUCCCAUACUUCGUCUAGCACGCCACAUACAUCAUCAACCGACACUGUCUCACCUGAAACCACCUCACCUACGUCCACUACGGUAGUUAAUCACCAUCCCAUGCAAACCCGUGCUAAGUCAGGAAUUUUUAAGCCUAAAACCAUUUUUAAUUUAAGUACAGUUACUAUCAAUGCAGAUCCUACCUGUUUUACUGAGGCAAAUAAACAAUUAAAAUGGCGUGAGGCGAUGGCUGAUGAAUUUAAUGCACUCAUUAAUAAUAAUACGUGGGACUUGGUGCCCUUUGAUAACUCUAAAAAUAUUGUUGGUUGUAAGUGGAUUUAUAAAACUAAAUAUCAUUCUGAUGGAUCCUUAGAGCGCCAUAAAGCUCGAUUAGUUGCACAGGGUUUUAAUCAGCAGGCAGGUAUUGAUUUCUCUGAAACUUUUAGUCCUGUCGUUAAACCCACCACUGUUCGUAUUGUACUUACUCUAGCUAUUUCUUUUGGGUGGGGUAUACGACAACUUGAUGUUAAAAAUGCCUUCUUACAUGGGAAUCUGACAGAAGAAGUUUAUAUGCGGCAGCCCCGCGGUUUUAUUCACCCUCACUUUCCUAAUCAUAUAUGUCGUCUGCGCAAGGCCAUUUAUGGCCUUAAGCAAGCUCCACGAGCCUGAUUUCAUAGAUUUAGUAACUUUCUUCUACAACAUAAUUUUUCCUGUAGCAAAUCCGACAAUUCUUUGUUCAUAUACCGCCAGAAUAAUACUAUUAUUUAUUUAUUAUUAUAUGUGGAUGAUAUUAUUAUUACUGGCAAUUCGGAUUUCUCUGUUACCCAAUUUAUUUCAAUUAUAUCUAAACAUUUUGCUAUGAAAGACUUGGGUAAUCUCCAUUAUUUUCUGGGUGUUGAGGCCAUAUGUUCAGCUAAAGGUUUGUUUCUCUCUCAACAUAAAUAUGUUACUGACCUUCUAGCUUGUUUUCACCUUCAUACUGUCAAACCUGUUCGCACCCCGUUAGCUUCCCGUACCACUCUGUCUCUUUCUGAUGGUGAGUUAUUAUCUGAUUCUACUGAGUAUCGCAGCAUGGUUGUUGCAUUACAAUAUUUAACUUUGACACGACCAGAUAUUACUUAUACAGUACACUUAGUGUCUCAGUUCAUGCAUGCUCCUCGUACCACUCAUCUUUUUGCAGUCAAAAGAAUUUUCAGAUACUUGCAGGGAACACGAGAUCAUGGACUUUGACUUCAUUCAGCAGUCUAAUCGGCCAACCUGUAUAGUUGCUUACUCCGAUGCAGAUUGGGCAGGUUGUCCUGAUAGUUCUCGGUCUACCACAGGUUUUGCUGUAUUUUUGGGCCCUAAUUUGGUUUCCUGGAAGGCUAAGAAGCAGCCCACUGUGUCCAAGUCCUCCACUGAAGCGGAAUAUCGUGCCAUUGCUUACACAGUACAAGACACACUACAUAUCCGCUCAGUCCUGUUCGAAUUUGGAUGACCUAUCUCCGAGCCGGUACAUUUAUUAUGUGAUAAUAUAUCUGCUUCUUACUUGACUGCAAAUCCAGUUCAGCAUGCUCGCAGUAAACAUAUUCAGAUUGAUUAUCAUUUUGUUCGCGAACGGGUUGCUCAUGGAGAUCUGAUUGUUCAACAUGUUCCUACUCAUCUACAGCUGGCAGAUAUUUUUACUAAAAGUCUAUCUAGUCAACGUUUUCAUUUUUUGAAAGACAACCUGUGCGUUGUAUCUCCCGCACAGUUUGAGGGGGUGUAAUAGAAUUAUUAUAGGUUUAGUAUUGUACUUUACAUUAAACUCUCUCUAAUAUAAAUAUAUCUGCCAGGACUCCUCAGGGAGUAACCUUUUCCAUUAUUUCACAAAGGGAUCUCCAUUACAUCGCCGACGACUGAGGGCAGUUCCUACAUCAGCCCUCUCACUCUCCGCAGUUGGACCGGGCUGCUUUGCUGCACCUUUCAACAAUUGGGCCUCUAACCUGGAGUCGAAGACAUAUGGCCCAAAGAGGAGUGACCCGCAUAUUGAAAUCAAAAUUCCAAAAUUCUCCAAAAGAUAAGUACCCUGAAAACUCCAACUAAAUUUAUGACAUACUAUGUACGUAGUACUGUAGUAGUAGUAUUUAAUAAACUUAAAAUACUAGACCAAUGUUUGUAGUUCCGAAAUAAUAAUUAAAAUCCAAAAAAAAUGUCGAUCAAUAAUAAUUAUCAUAUGACCAAGUUCGACCAUUGUAGGCUACUAGACUAGUGCUUUGCUUCUUCGUAUAAGCUUAUAAUGAACCACACCUUCGAAUUAAGUUGUGACGGAACAUAUAAAAAGAUGCCUUAUUGAAUAACAUUGGAUACAACUAAUCUAGAAUGGUAGAUUUGAACAAACAUAAAUUUCAUCAUCUGGGUAAGAAAAUUGUAAAUGACUUAGCAUUAUAGACUAUUUAGAAUACUACGAACUUC
Molecule: messenger RNA, 7178 nt
Organism: Cuscuta europaea
Lineage: Eukaryota; Viridiplantae; Streptophyta; Magnoliopsida; Solanales; Convolvulaceae
Source: the annotation of a GenBank genome assembly